AUGACGACACCUCCGAACUCGACCUCUAUCAAAAGAGCGUGGGUAGAAUCAAAUUGCCCAUCUGAGGCGCAAUGCUAUUAUUGCGCUCAGCCCCUAUCUGAUCAAACAAGAUGGGAGUUAGCAAGAACGGAUAAAGCGCUUUGUAAUAACUGCCUGGCUCCAUCCUUUGCAACACUCCCUGCUGAGAUUAUCCGAAAGAUUACGAAUUACUGCAGUAUCGAAGACAGAUGUGUUCUUGUUCGUAUAUGCAAGCGUCUUUAUCAACUUGAGAAUUCUUUCAUUCUCAAAGACGAUAUCAACUCUCUCGAACCGAAAGCAGUCUUCUCAAUUUGCUCCAACUACCGCAACAACAGGGCGGCUUUAACGGCCAUGAAGAAUGCAAUAGCAGCAGGAGCAGAUCUAUCCAAGAGCCAACUCAGACUCUCUUGGAUUCCACUGAUGCAAGAGUUCCAUAUCAUGAGGAUGCUUCCAAUCCAUAUCGCUGCCGCUUACGGCCAGGAUCUCAUUAUCGAAGAGCUUCUUGCACACGGUGUAUCCGUCAAUGCGCAUGGCGUAUCCGUUAAUACACCCUCAUUCUCAUCAUUCAACAUAACACCACUUGAACUGGCCAUUAGGGGACAUCAACUCCAGACAGUUCAAUUACUUAUUGAAUUGGGGGCGUCACUCGAGUUUGGGUCCGGAAGAACCGCUCUCCAUGAGGCUGCUACAGCAGGCUCAGAAAAACUUGUGUCUCUCUUUUUAAAGAAGGGACUUGAUAUCAAAGCAUGGGAUGGAUCGGAUCCCUGCCCAAUUUCAUACGCUUUACUAUCACCCAAUGAUAGUUGGAGAACGAUGAUUCCCUAUCUUUUACAACAUGGUGCGAAGAUAUACCAGAGGCAUAUAUCUUUUGCUUUCAUUAACACAAGCCCUGAGGCGGCUACCUUUCUUCAUCAAUUAGGUUUCGAAAGCGCUUUGCCUCUGCCAUAUUCUGUACCUGCCUCACAAGACAUCCAGAUGUCUAGUAGAGUCCUUGCGACACUAUCUAGUCAUUGCACAUUUGGAACUGUCUCCUUUGAAGACCUGCCUCAAAUUCUUCAACUUUUUGAAAUUGCCAGACCUCUGGACGAACAAUGGAUACCUUCAAGUAUUUGUCAGAAGUUGAUACUCCGCAAACUUAUGGGAGCAAUUAGUCAAAUUCUGGUUCUCUCAUGUAAUGGAAUUACAAAGGUCCUUGGUGUUCAACUUGAACUCUCCAAAUUAGAAUCAUUGCGCUAUAAGCGCUUACUCGACCAGGUAGUCAUAGCGACAAAGCGGAGUAUUGUGGCAAUAGAGGAUCUUGAAGCAAUCUCUAUUGUUGCCUGGCAGCUAUCCGAGGGCGACAACUUAGCAUCUAACAGAACUCGGGGACACACUCUCCAGCUAGGCAACCAAGAUGAUAGUGCAGAACACCUACUCAAGAUGGUUAGCGAAGCCGAUUGCGUGUCUUUCAAGGAACCCUGGUCUCCAAGCCUCCGUUCACAGUACUAUUUCAGAAUGGAAGCAACCCGCCAGGUAUUUGAAAUACAUUCGGAAUCUGAGAGAGUGGCUUUACUCUCACAUCUGUCUGGCAGCGGUUACAGAUCUCCACUAGGUCUUCCUAGCGGCACUGCUUUCAAGAGUAGGGGACUGGUGGAGGUGCAUGGAGUUGUCCAUGAAUCUGCGAUUGCGGCCAUUGAGAAACUUCUUGAGGAGGUAUAG
Messenger RNA from Ilyonectria robusta, 1716 nucleotides. RefSeq lists its product as uncharacterized. The transcript has 5 exons. The record is from RefSeq and is a predicted model, not a curated record. Gene Ontology annotation, molecular function: protein binding. The coding region runs from base 1 to 1716 and encodes 571 amino acids. Lineage: Eukaryota; Fungi; Ascomycota; Sordariomycetes; Hypocreales; Nectriaceae.